CGCAAUGCUCAGACGAUUCACAUCAGUGUCUGCCCAGUUACCAACGAAAGCCCAAGCCAUAGGUCGGGUCUCAAAUGCACAUUUGGCAAAGAGGACAUUAAGUACUUCAUCUUCUGAGAGCCUUCUGCAAAUUGGAAGCAAGCAUGUCACGAAAGGCCUCGGUCGCCUCACAGAGGCUAUUAUUACGAAGGGAGAAGGCUCUUAUGUUACUUUGCACGAUGGUAGAAAAAUGCUUGAUUUUACUUGCGGUAUUGGUGUGACGAGCUUGGGUCAUUGUCACCCGAAGAUUAGCAAAGCUGCAGCGGAACAGUGUAUGUCACUGACCCAUGGUCAAGUCAGCAUUGCCUAUCAUGCCCCUUACCUACAGCUCAUUGAGAAGCUACUGCCCGUCAUGCCCGAUCCUUCGCUCGAUUCCUUUUUCUUCUGGAACUCAGGUUCUGAGGCAGUUGAAGCCUCCGUCAAGAUGGCGAGACAAUUCACUGGAAGGCAAAACGUAAUCGUAAUGCAAGGUGGUUAUCAUGGUAGAACAUUCGGCGCUAUGGCAUUAACGAAGAGUAAAACUAUUUACUUCGACGGCUCAGAGCCUCUAAUGCCCGGUGCAUUUACUAUGCCUUUCCCCUACUGGCAUCAAUUUGGGGUUCCCGCAUCCACUAGCGAGGAAGAGCUUGUUGGCCGUUGUCUAUACCAGCUCGAACUACUCUUAUCCCAGCAAACGGCACCGAGCCGAACGGCUGCGAUUCUCCUUGAACCAGUACUUGGGGAAGGCGGAUAUGUUCCCGCACCUGCAUCUUUUCUCAAAGGCCUGCGCGAAGUUGCCGAUAAGCACGGUAUCAUGCUGAUUCUCGACGAAGUGCAAAGCGGCUUUGGCAGAACUGGGAAGUAUUUCGCAACCGAGUACAGCGGUGUGCGACCUGAUAUGUUGAUUAUCGCGAAGGGUAUUGCUAAUGGUUUCCCACUGAGCGGAGUAGUCACUCGCAAAGAGCUCACCGACAAGCUGAAGCCAGGGUCUAUGGGAGGAACAUAUGCUGGAAAUGCGGUCGCAUGUGCUGCGGGUGUUGCGUGUGCCGAGGUUAUGAAAGAAGAAAGCGUGUUGGAGAAUGCGCAGCAAAGAUCGAAGGAACUCGUUUCCUCUCUGAACGAACUGCGGGCAAAUUCUACGUUGGGGAAACACAUACUGGAUAUACGUGGAUUGGGCCUUAUGAUUGGCGUGGAAUUCGCAUCACCUUCCACGCUCCCAGGCGACAUCGGAUAUCGCGCGGACACGCCGAAGGACAUGGCAAGCCGUGUAGCAAAGAGAUGCAUCGAGAAGGGGAUGUACAUCCUGACGACAUCGAUAUAUCAGGUUGUUCGGUUCAUUCCACCGCUGAAUACAUCUCAGCAGGAUCUUGCGAAAGGAUGCCAGAUUUUCGCUGAGGCGGUUGAAGAGGUCGUGCGUGAAGGUUGAUCCCAACGGAAAUGCACUGAGAAAACAACCCAAACAUUUAGAAGUUGAAACACUAGAAACUAAGAAUGUAGCUCGGCAUGUAUGCAGAGAUUGGAAAUCUAAACAUAACAUUGGUUGGAGUGCUUGC
Fomitiporia mediterranea MF3/22 is the source of this 1571-nucleotide messenger RNA. Its product is annotated as acetylornithine aminotransferase. The coding region runs from base 5 to 1444 and encodes 479 amino acids. The transcript has 10 exons. The record is from RefSeq and is a predicted model, not a curated record. NCBI's taxonomy places the organism in Eukaryota, Fungi, Basidiomycota, Agaricomycetes, Hymenochaetales, Hymenochaetaceae. Gene Ontology annotation, molecular function: transaminase activity; identical protein binding; pyridoxal phosphate binding.